Messenger RNA from Prosopis cineraria, 3259 nucleotides. RefSeq lists its product as uncharacterized. Gene Ontology annotation, biological process: carbohydrate metabolic process. The record is from RefSeq and is a predicted model, not a curated record. NCBI's taxonomy places the organism in Eukaryota, Viridiplantae, Streptophyta, Magnoliopsida, Fabales, Fabaceae.
GAAAAAGGAAUUGCUAAUGCUUGUUGAGGAGAUGGACAUGAAAUGACGACGACGGCCUUUCUGAUCUCAAAGAUUCUUGUCUUCCUUCGUCUUCACUGCUUUUCUUGGGCUUGAUUCGGUUCGAUUCGAUUCGAUUUUUCUUGUUUUGUUUUCAAUGUCAAGGAGUGGAGUGGAAGGGAGGCAAGCCGAGAGUGCAGUAGAAGUACUCGUAGAAGCGUGUUUUUUCCGGCACGACGACAGCGACUCCUUCCCUGUCUUCUCUUACAUCAGAGAAGAGGAGCGUAUUCGAUCCGGAAGCGUGCACGUGCUCAUCACAUGUCCCCUACUUCAUCAUAUUGUCGGAAUUUCAGGAUUCUUCUAUAUUCAUGGAUCAUGGAUAAGGAACUGUACUGCUGACCCAGUGACUGAACCGACCUAAUUUAACAGUAUAUAAGUCAAUAACUCUUCAGCAUCGAUGGUCGAAAUUGCAGCAUGCAAGCUACAAAUUGGAGGAUGAAGGGUUUUGUUUACGCGCUUCUUGUCCUGCUUCUAUGUGAUUGUGCUGUGGGUAUUACCAAAGAAUGCACCAACCAACCUACACAAUCACAUAGCUUUAGGUAUGAGUUAUUGACGUCCAAAAAUCAAACAUGGAAGAUGAUGUUGCAUGAUCAUUUGAGCCCAAUGGAUAACUCUGAUUGGGAAGGCUUGAUGCCAAGGAGAUUCUUGAGAGGGAACGAGGUGCAAAAUGACUGGGCAGCGAUUUACAGGAAAAUUAAGAAUUUGGGUGUGUUCAAGCCACCAGAAGGGAUUCUCAAAGAAGUGUCUUUGCAUGAUGUGAGAUUGCAUCAGGACACAUUCCACUCCCGGGCACAGCUUACAAAUUUGGAGUAUCUAUUGAUGUUAGAUGUUGACAGGUUGCUUUGGAGCUUCAGGAAGACAGCUGGUCUCCCUACUCCUGGUACGCCCUAUGGAGGCUGGGAAAAUCCAGACAGUGAGCUCCGGGGUCAUUUUGUUGGUCACUACUUGAGUGCUUCAGCUCUAAUGUGGGCCAGCACACACAAUGAUAGCCUGAAGGAGAAAAUGUCAACACUGAUUUCCAAUCUGUCCGCCUGUCAGGAGAAACUUGGCUCAGGAUAUCUCUCUGCAUUUCCUUCUGAAUUUUUUGACCGCUUUGAAGAUAUUAAGCCUGUAUGGGCUCCAUAUUACACCAUUCACAAGAUCAUGGCUGGCCUGUUAGAUCAAUGUACUAUAGCUGGAAACUCUCAUGCUUUAAAAAUGGUGACUUGGAUGGCUGAAUACUUCUACAGCCGUGUGCAGAACGUGAUUACAAAGUACAGUAUAACUAGACACUAUCAAUCACUGAAUGAGGAAACUGGAGGGAUGAAUGACGUCCUUUACAAGUUAUACAGCAUAACGGGAGAUCUGAAGCAUCUCUUGUUGGCUCACCUUUUUGACAAGCCAUGCUUUUUAGGGUUGCUUGCUGUGCAGGCUGAUGACAUUGCAAAUUUUCAUGCCAAUACACAUAUUCCUGUUGUUAUUGGCUCUCAAAUGCGGUAUGAAGUCACCGGUGAUCCGCUUUAUAAGGAAAUCGGAACAUUCUUCAUGGACAUCAUUAACUCUUCUCACAGUUAUGCAACUGGAGGGACAUCAGUCAGUGAGUUCUGGCAUGAUCCAAAGAGAAUGGCAGAAAACCUGAAAACACAGAAAUAUGAAGAGUCUUGCACAACUUAUAACAUGUUGAAGGUUUCACGGAACCUAUUUAGGUGGACCAAGGCAGUAUCGUAUGCAGAUUAUUAUGAGCGUGCCUUAACAAAUGGUGUUUUGGGUAUACAAAGAGGUACAAAUCCUGGAGUGAUGAUAUAUAUGCUGCCACAAGGUCCUGGGGUAUCCAAAGCUAAAACAUGGCAUGGUUGGGGAACAAAGUUUGAAUCUUUCUGGUGCUGCUAUGGAACAGGGAUUGAAUCAUUCUCAAAGUUGGGGGAUUCUAUUUAUUUUGAAGAAGAAGGAAAGAACCCUACACUUUACAUCAUUCAGUACAUAUCAAGCUCCCUUAAUUGGAAAUCUGGGGGUGUCGUGCUUAAUCAGACUGUAGUUUCUGCUACUUCAUGGGAUCCUUACCUAAGAGUUACAUUGACAUUUUCUCUUGUAGAGGGGACUGGAAUUUCAUCUACGUUGAACUUCCGAAUACCAACAUGGACACAUUUGGAUGGUGCGAAGGCAAUUUUAAACGAUGAGAUUUUAUCUCUGCCGUCUCCAGGAAACUUUUUGUCAGUCACACGAAAGUGGAGUUCCAGUGACAAGCUGACCCUUCAAUUGCCCAUUACUCUUAGAACAGAGGCUAUAAAAGAUGACAGGUCAGAAUAUGCUUCUAUACAAGCAAUUCUUUACGGGCCCUAUCUUCUUGUUGGUCAUACCAGUGGUGAUUGGGACAUCAAAGUUGGGUCAAAUGCAUCUAUUGCUGACUGGAUUACUCCAAUCCCUUCAAGUUAUAAUACUCAACUAGCAACUUUUAUCCAAGAUUUUGAUGAGCCGACUCUUGUUUUAACAAACUCAAAUCAAUCUCUUACAAUGGAAAAACUACCUGAACCUGGCACAGAAUCUGCUCUUCAUGCAACCUUUAGACUUAUCUUCACCGAAUCUUCUUCGGAGUUUUCAACCUUGCGAGAUGCAAUCGGCAAAUCAGUGAUGUUAGAACCAUUUGAUCUUCCUGGGAUGCUCUUGAUGGACCAAGGAGCAGGCCAUCCUCUUGUCAUUGCAGAUACUUCCCAUGGUGGGGCCCCUAACGUGUUUGUUUUGGUAGCAGGAUUGGAUGGACAAAAUGAAACUAUAUCCUUAGAAUCCAAAGGCAAUAAGGAUUGCUUUGUGUAUAAUGGUGGUUCUGGUUCAGGUGUGAUGCUGAAAUGCAAGUCUGAUUUUAAUAUUAUUUUCAAUCAAGCAGCCAGCUUCAAGGCAGAAACAGGGUUAAGCCAGUACAGUGCCAUCAGCUUUGUGGCUAAAGGAGCAAACAGGAAUUUUCUUUUGGAGCCAUUAUUUUCCUUCAGAGAUGAACCUUAUACAGUUUAUUUCAACAUUCAUGUUUGAGAUACAGGUUAUAAAAAUGCGUUGGAGAUCAAAUGGUAAAUAAAUUUCUUCGUAUUAUGUUUCUCUUUUAUUGAGACGCCUUUGGAUUAUUGAUAGAAUUUGUAUAGGAAAUAAUCUGUAAUAACUUGAACACCUUUGUUGUACAGAAAAUAAUUGGGGAAGAGUAAGUCAUAAUGAAUCAUUAUAUUUGUUAAAGGUU